Eruca vesicaria subsp. sativa (arugula) is the source of this 390-nucleotide messenger RNA. The record is from the annotation of a GenBank genome assembly. NCBI's taxonomy places the organism in Eukaryota, Viridiplantae, Streptophyta, Magnoliopsida, Brassicales, Brassicaceae.
AUGCAUAAAUUGAUAUCUAAAGUCACUAAUCAAUUUAGUGACCUCGCUGCAGAGGCAGGUGGUAAAGGUUGUGCUAAGAAAGAUCUCAACGAACAACAAAGUUUGUUCAAAGAUCUUGUUGAAUUUCUUGAGGGUGGAGUUGCACCUGAAACCUCUACAAAGGUUGGAGGAGCCUAUAUACAGACGACAACGUGGUGCCAGAUGAUGGGGAGAUUGCAAAGCUUGGAGUGAGAAGAAGAAUGUGGGGAGCAGUGAAGAAGAUGGAACUUCAAUUUUGUUUGAAACUUCAAUUUUGUUUAAGAGAUCCAAAAUGGGGUUGUGGGAUAAUCAUGCUUUUAUAAAAAAAAAUUAUUGGUUAUCCCACUGCUUCUUGUCAAGUAUAAAGUAGUA